AUGGACACACAAAAUUUAGAGAAGGCAGCCAUAAAGAUUCAGUCAUGGUGGCGUGGCAUCAUGGUGCGCCGGACGUUACUGCACGCAGCUCUCAGGGCCUGGGUCAUCCAGUGCUGGUGGAGGUCGAUGCAGGCCAAGAUGCUGGAGCAGAGACGGCGCCUGGCACUAAGACUCUACACCUGCCAGGAGUGGGCAGUGGUGAAGGUGCAGGCACAGGUUCGAAUGUGGCAGGCCCGCAGACGGUUCCUCCAGGCACGCCAAGCAGCCUGCAUCAUCCAGUCUCACUGGCGCUGGCAUACCAGCCAAACCCGGGGCCUGAUCCGGGGCCGCUAUGAGGUCAAAGCCAGCCGGCUGGAGCUUGACAUCGAAAUCCUCUUGACCUAG
Messenger RNA from Nyctereutes procyonoides (raccoon dog), 384 nucleotides. RefSeq names its product IQ motif containing F6 (gene IQCF6). Gene Ontology annotation, molecular function: calmodulin binding. Lineage: Eukaryota; Metazoa; Chordata; Mammalia; Carnivora; Canidae. The record is from RefSeq and is a predicted model, not a curated record. Bases 1 to 384 code for a protein of 127 amino acids. The transcript has 2 exons.